AUGGUCACCCAUUUACAAACGGCUUUAUCGAGCAUUUUUCUUGUUCUUAUUCUAUAUGUUUUGCAAGGUUUAACUCUUGGACUCACAGGUACCUUGCCAUUGAUUUUAGUGGCUCACGGUGCCACAUGGAAAGAUCGAGGCACUUUCAAUUUUGCAUUUUAUCCAUUCUCAUUUAAACUUAUUUGGGCACCAUUGAUCGAUGCCCUCUACAGUAAACGUUUUGGUAGACGAAAAUCAUGUCAAGGUGUACCACGGGAGUAUUUAGCUCUUGUCAACAUACCAGUGACUCUCAUCACAAUUGCAGCGCCUCUAAUUAUUCGUCAUACAGAACUACCACUCAUCUGGUACGCUGGAUCUUAUUUGCUGUAUCUUAUAAGUGGCAUACCAAUUGCUGCUUAUGUCUAUUUCACUCCUCGUAUAAUCUCCACGAGUUAUUAUUAUCCGUUACUUAUUUUACUUCUAGCAUGGAAUGAAUUCAUUAUGACAUUACGAUUCGCUGCACAAGUCGGAUUCUUUGCUUCAAUUAGUGAGCCACGUAUUGGUGGCACUCUUGUAUUAUCAUCAUCAUCACAUGAUGGUAGUUGUCAUAAAUAUUAA
Molecule: messenger RNA, 597 nt
Organism: Rotaria sp. Silwood1
Lineage: Eukaryota; Metazoa; Rotifera; Eurotatoria; Philodinida; Philodinidae
Source: the annotation of a GenBank genome assembly